Oppia nitens is the source of this 1870-nucleotide messenger RNA. RefSeq lists its product as uncharacterized. The transcript has 4 exons. Bases 461 to 1612 code for a protein of 383 amino acids. NCBI's taxonomy places the organism in Eukaryota, Metazoa, Arthropoda, Arachnida, Sarcoptiformes, Oppiidae. The record is from RefSeq and is a predicted model, not a curated record.
GUAUUACUACUAUAGUAUUGAAAAGCAUUGAAAUAAUUGUUUUUGUUUUGUUUGUUGUUUUCAUACGAUUGACGACUAAAUUAUUUCAAUCAAAACAAACAAACAAACAAUCAAUCAGUCAAUCAAUUACUAAAUCAAUACUAAAAACUAUUGAAACCAUUAAUUAAUUUGUUAACGACAUAAACAACAACAACAACAUCGGGUAACAGUAUUAUCAUUCAAUACACAACAACAACAACAACAACAACAAACUGUGGCAACAAUUUACAGUGAGAUUGUGUGGGUGUGUGGGUGUGUGACUGUCAAUAGCCGGACGUCGAUAGAUGUGAUUGAAGACAACAACAACAGCAACAACAAAGACAUCUGACAAAAAUUGAAGUAAAGACACGUUUUGUUUGUUUGUUUGUUUGUUUGGUCACAAAGUUUGUGUCAAAAAAAAAACAACAACAAAUAACAGACAAUGAAAUCCAUGAUUAGACCAUUGAUGGCGACAAAAGUGAUGCGAUUGUUAUUAAUGAAUAAGACAUUAUCAGCAAUUGUCCGCAAAAACAUUGAUCACCGAUUGAUGGCAACAGUGAUAUCUAGUGGUCGCCACCAAUUAGAUCGGCAAAUAAUGUAUGAAAACAUCAAUCAAUUGUUGGCUAUGAAUAGCAUGAAAGCGAAAACUGAUUCAAAGACACGACUCAGACAAGAGAUUAUCGCUAGUCUUCCAUCAGAUGAUCCGAUGGUAAAGACAUUAAAUAUCAGUCAAUGGAUUGAAGAUAUCGAGGAAUAUACCAUUGAUAUUAACGAUUAUGACGACCCGUUAACCAGUUUGUUGUGCUCCAAGUAUUUCACACGCGACACGUGCGACCAGUUUAUGAAUAUUAAGUACUGUACUAACAAUGGACUGCCAAUAGAAAUGCUUAAUGCAAAUCAAAGUACAGAUAUCGACUUUCAAUCAAAUCAAUUCAAUGAAUCCCAUUCAAUGAAACAAUGUUUGAAACAAAUUAUUGUCAAUAAAAACAUAAAUAUAAGACACGAAAAUCCGAUCUAUUCGUUUGCCUCACAAGUACUCUAUAAUCUUGAUUACGAUAUACCCGAUGUCUAUUUGACUAAAAAUUUAUUAACAUUUAAUAUCUACUAUAACUCUAUACGAAACACUGUUACGGGAAGGGCUGACCUAUUGGUUAGAAAAAAUUGUCUAUUGAAUGGACCAAUUGGUCUAACAAUGGCAUUCAAGUCAAUGAAACAAUUAGAAGUUGAUGGCUUGCUAUACAUUGAAAAUGCAAAAUCGCAGCUAAUUUGUGAACUGAUUGCUAGCGCUAAUGAAAAUCAGCGACGACUCGGUGGUAGCGGUGGUUGUACUGGUAGUCAGUCUAACAACAACAGUAUUAAUCGUAUUGAUUACGGGAUUUUAGUUGCGUCUACUAAAUGGUAUAUAACCGGCGCCCAGAUUACCGAUUCAUAUUUGACGGCUUUGUCCACUAAGAGACUUACCGCCGCUGAUCCGAAACUAAUCCUAUUUGAUGGCCAUUACUGGACUGAUGGUCUCGACUGGCAUUGCGAUAACCAACGCAAACAUAUCAUCAGAUUUUUAAUUAAUCUCAGACAACAACUAAUUGGACACUAAAAGAUAAUAUAAUUGUUUUUUGUUUGUUUUUAAAACAACUGAUUAUGUUUUGUCUGAUAUAUUAUUAUUUGAAUUAUUUGCCAAAUUUUUUUAAAAUAAAUAUUUUUCAUUAGAGAGAGAGAGAGAGAGAGAAAGAGAGGGAACGUAUGAGUUAUAUAUAGUUAGAGAGAGAGAGAGGGAGAGUAUUAGUGAUAGAAUGGGAGAGAUAGAGGGGAGAGGAAUUGGGAGGGAAGGGAUGAGAUAUAUGGUAUAUGUUUA